ACGACCAAUGACCGCCCGUCUAGAGCCGGCGAAAGGUUUUAUAUACAAGUGGAAUUCGCACUUCCAAAUUGCUAUAAGUCAAAAUAUAGGGUAGUCGGGCGGUUCACUCGUUCGUCGACAAUCGUCGGACGCGUGUUGAUACCGUUUGUUUAAGUGGUUACAUACGUGUUUCAAUAUUAAAGCCGACAACGUGACGAUCAAAUGCGCCGUGCUUCAGUGGCCUUAUACAUAAUAUUUUGAACUGAGAGGCGGCAGACAUUGUGUGUUAACAUGGGGUGCAGUGCGAGGUACUGUUUAUUGGCAAUAUCCUUGUGUCUUGUGACUGAAAAAGCGAUCGGAGUGCGAGUGGUACCCAAGCGGACGCAAGAUGGGUUAAGCGAAGCAGAUGACCAGUCAACAUCCGCUUCAUGGUGGUCGGCAGGCACAGCGACGCCAUUCCGGGAAAGCGCUAGCAACGCUUUCUCUUCCACUCACGGAAUCGUUCAGACUCACCCGUCCCUGGACGAUCCAUUCGGAUCAUUCGGGUCAAUUGGGAGUACAGCUGGACCUUCCUCGAAUCCAUUCGCUCAAACUAGCGGCAGCGGUCCGCUAAGCGGAGGCAUUCGAAACAACCCUUUGCCCCCGUUGGCUAGAAGUGCCAAUGGAAAACCUUCCCUGAAGCACUUGGAUUUCACAAGUAGCGCCACAGCAGAGUUAAGAAGGAAUCCUGCCUUGUCUGCGCCCGAUGAGUGCGCCAGAGCUUGCAGAGAAAAUGAACCGCCGAGGAUAUGUUACUAUCACUUCACUCUUGAACUGUACACCGUAUUGGGAGCGGCUUGUCAAGUGUGUACGCCAAAUGCAACCAACGUCGUGUGGUCUCACUGCCAGUGCGUCUUGGCCGAUGGUGUCGAACGAGGUAUCCUUACUGCAAACAGAAUGUUGCCUGGACCCUCCAUCCAGGUCUGCGAGAACGAUAAAGUUGUUAUCGAUGUCGAGAACCAUAUGGAGGGUAUGGAGGUAACAAUUCACUGGCAUGGAAUCUGGCAGAGAGGAUCCCAAUAUUACGAUGGUGUUCCAUUCGUUACGCAGUGUCCUAUCCAACAAGGAAAUACUUUCAGAUAUCAAUGGCAAGGUAACGCGGGCACCCACUUCUGGCACGCUCAUACUGGUCUACAGAAACUUGACGGAUUAUAUGGUAGCAUCGUCGUUCGUCAGCCUCCAUCCAAAGAUCCGAAUAGCCACUUAUACGACUAUGAUUUAACCACUCACGUCAUACUACUCAGCGACUGGCUCCACGAGGAUGCAGCUGAGAGAUAUCCUGGUCGGCUCGCCGUUAACACUGGCCAAGACCCCGAAUCUGUAUUGAUCAACGGAAAGGGACAAUUCAGAGAUCCUAACACAGGCUUUAUGACUAACACCCCAUUGGAAGUAUUCACGAUCACGCCAGGAAGGAGAUACAGGUUCAGAAUGAUCAGUGCUUUCGCUUCAGUAUGUCCAGCUCAACUAACAGUCGAAGGCCACAACCUGACUAUAAUAGCUACAGAUGGAGAACCAGUGCAGCCAGUUCAAGUGAACACAAUCAUAUCUUUCUCAGGUGAACGAUACGACUUUGUUAUCGAAGCCAAUAAUAUUCCUGGUGCUUAUUGGAUCCAAGUCCGAGGCCUUGGAGAGUGUGGUACAAAAAGAGCACAGCAAUUGGCUAUCCUUAGGUACGCAAGAGGACCCUAUCAGCCAUCUAGCCCAGCGCCUACAUAUGAUGUCGGCCUUCCACAGGGAGUGGUGAUGAAUCCAUUGGAUGCAAGAUGUAAUGUUCCAAGAAACGAUGCUGUAUGUGUAAGUCAACUGAGAAAUGCAAGAAACAUUGAUCCCGCCAUUCUUCAGGAAAGGCCUGAUGUUAAAAUCUUUUUGCCUUUCCGCUUCUUCUUAUACAGACCAGAAAUGUUGUUCCAACCGAAUACUUACAACAGAUAUUUAGUUGCCCCCCAGGGAGAUCAUGUAAUCAGUUUGAUCGAUGAAAUUUCUUACAUGGCACCACCAGCCCCAUUAAUUAGUCAGUAUGAUGAUAUCAAUCCUGAGCAAUUUUGCAAUGGCGACAACCGACCAGCUGACUGUGGGCAAAACUGUAUGUGUACCCACAAAGUGGACAUACCACUCAACGCUGUGGUAGAAAUUGUACUUGUAGAUGAAGUUCAAAUUGCAAACUUAUCUCAUCCAUUCCACUUGCACGGAUACGCUUACAACGUUAUUGGUAUCGGUCGAUCACCUGAUACAAACGUCAAGAAGAUCAACUUGAAGCACGCUCUAGAUCUCGACAGGCGUGGUCUCCUCGAACGUCACCUAAAACAAGGCGAUCUCCCACCAGCUAAAGAUACUAUUGCCGUACCAAACAACGGCUACGUCAUCCUCCGUUUCAGAGCCAACAACCCUGGCUUCUGGCUUCUUCACUGUCACUUCCUCUUCCACAUAGUAAUCGGUAUGAACGUGGUGCUACAAGUAGGAACCCAGGCUGAUCUUCCCCCUGUGCCUCCGAACUUCCCCACGUGCGGCGACCACCUCCCACCAAUCUCGCUCCACUAAAUCGGUUCCUAUAACAGAUUCCAAUUCUUGUAUUUGCAGGAAUAAAUACAUCAGUUGAUUAAUUAUGUUAACUAAGUGUAAAUUUAUGUUUGUUAUGUGUGAUGUGUUCGGCUGAUUCGAAGUGCUCGGUUCGGCCGUAUGUGUUUAUUUUGUAUUCGAAUGAUUCCACGAGAGUUCUGACGGUCUUGUGAUUUUAUUUAAAGGUGAUACCUUUUUCUUUGAGAUUACUUCAACAUCAUUUUAUGCCAUACUCGGUGAUAAUUUUGUAAUUGCUUUAAUUAUGUUGCCUUAAAAUAUAAAUAUGUCGUCUGAGGCUCUUGUAUCUGUAAUUUCUUCAUUUACAGUAAGGUACCCUUUCUACCGAUACGAACAUGUUUGUUCUGUAACUAACAACUUGCCAUUUUAUAGUUCACCAAGGAUAUUUAUUACGUGUAUAUAUUUAAUUUUUUGUUAGAAUUAUUUGCUUUAACAUUUUAAGUUUUUUACCCGUUACUAACCUUAUACGUACUGCAUGAAACAAACUCAUAGUAGAUGUAUAUAAAUAGCCUGCAAUACUUGUAAAUACACAACAUAGUUCGCAAAAACAAGAAAUUCCGUAAACAUUGAAGACUGUAAAUAAAUAUUUAUAGAUAGCUGUACCGAAAACGUUACCAUUUCCAUGUUACCAUUAUUUUAAGGGAAAUAAAACAUAUUAUUAUUUGAAUGUAAUUGAAUUUAAAUGUAAUGAAAUUGAAUUUGUGCCAACUGACAUUCACGAAAUGUAUUGGUAUACACUAGUCUCGAGAAUAGUACGAGUACGAAAUUCAAUGUUUUGUAUAAAAUUAUAUAACUCGAUAUAUUGCUGUUAGUGCCGUACUUUAGCAGUGAAUAAUCAUAACAUUCUACUCUAGUUUAAGAAAAUUGUAAAUUUUUAUACCAUUUAAUAAAAUUUAUAAAAAUAA
This is a messenger RNA of Galleria mellonella (greater wax moth), 3497 nucleotides long. RefSeq lists its product as uncharacterized. The record is from RefSeq and is a predicted model, not a curated record. Gene Ontology annotation, cellular component: plasma membrane. The transcript is spliced from 8 exons. Gene Ontology annotation, biological process: iron ion transport. Gene Ontology annotation, molecular function: copper ion binding; oxidoreductase activity. The coding region runs from base 271 to 2556 and encodes 761 amino acids. NCBI's taxonomy places the organism in Eukaryota, Metazoa, Arthropoda, Insecta, Lepidoptera, Pyralidae.